AUGUAUGAAUAUUUGUGUCUUUACAGAUUCCGUGCAUUUGUUCCCCAUAUCCCAUUUGAUUUAUUACAGUGUGAAUCAGCAUUUCCAAAAUCCAAACCCCCAUCAGAUGAAAAAGCAUUUACUGAGGCACUUUUGAAAAGAAAUGCAGAUUUAACUCCUAAUGCAGCUGAACAAGCUUCAAUAUUAGCUUUAGUUACCAAGAUACAAAGUGUUUUAGAUAAUUUGGUUAUAGCACCUGGGGCUUUUGAUUCAGCUCAAAUAGAAGAAGUAAGACAAGUUGGAUCAUUUAAGAAAGGAACAAUGAUGACAGGUUCUAAUGUAGCAGAUAUUAUUGUAAUGUUAAAAACACUUCCUACUAAAGAGGCAGUUGCAGCAUUAGGUAACAAAGUCUUAGAAGAAUUGAAGUCACAAGAAUCUACAGAAGUUUUAAGUAUGUUAACAACAGAGAGUGGUUUCGAGAUAAGUUCAGCUGAUGCUAGUGUCAAAUGUUUGAUUUCUACAAUUCCACCAAAUUUGAAAAAAUUAGACCCAGAAUUGCAUUUGGAUGGUAAAGUCAUGCAGGGUCAUUUAGCUGGUAUCAGACAUGCUAGAUGGUUUGAAGAAAAUGCUGGACAUUCAAGUAUAAAAGUUUUGAUAAGAUUAUUAAGAGAUUUGAGAAAUAGAUUUGAAGGUUUACAACCAUUAACUCCAUGGAUCAUAGAUUUAUUGGCUCAUUAUGCAGUUAUUAACAAUCCUUCACGUCAACCACAACCUAUUAAUAUAGCUUUUAAAAGAUGUCUACAAUUAUUAAGUGCUGGCUUCUUUCUCCCUGGUUCAGUUGGUAUAACAGAUCCAUGUGAACAGGGCACAGUUAGAAUACAUACAGUUAUGACUUUAGAACAACAAGCAAUAUGUUAUACAGCCCAAACAUUAUUAAGAGUUUUAUCACAUGGUGGUUAUAAACAAAUAUUAGGAAUGGAGGGAAAUUCAAGUAUAGCAACUGAAAUGAGCGUCUGGGAAGGUGUGGUGGUUACACCAUCAGAUAAAGCAUAUGAGAAGAGUGAAGAUAAAGAUAAGGAUGAUGAAGAUGGUGAUGAAGAAGGCAUGGAAGUACAAGAAGCUUCCUAA
Lottia gigantea (owl limpet) is the source of this 1107-nucleotide messenger RNA. RefSeq lists its product as hypothetical. The coding region runs from base 1 to 1107 and encodes 368 amino acids. The transcript is spliced from 11 exons. Lineage: Eukaryota; Metazoa; Mollusca; Gastropoda; Lottiidae. The record is from RefSeq and is a predicted model, not a curated record.